Molecule: messenger RNA, 1373 nt
Organism: Myzus persicae (green peach aphid)
Lineage: Eukaryota; Metazoa; Arthropoda; Insecta; Hemiptera; Aphididae
Exons: 3
Coding region: 299-658 (119 amino acids)
Source: RefSeq, a predicted model, not a curated record
AGCAGUAUAGGUAUGUCGUGUUAGUCUGCCUACCACAGUCCACAACGGUCCAUAGUCGACACUGCUGCAGGCAAACUGGAUUAGGUUUGGCGCGUCAGUCCUUUCAUCUUAAACGCUAGCUGUCCGUUGUCAGUGUGAGUUUCGUGACAUUUGGAGUCAUCCCGUCUCGCCGAUAUAAUCAAGCCACUGAUUUUUCAAUUCCAUCAUAGCCGAUCCUACAUCGUUGGUAUUAAGACGUCUGGCGGCCUUCAAUAAAUUUUCAACAUCCAGAAUAAUAUCGCAGCCCGUCUACAUCACGAUGUCUAACAACACUGGAAACAACGAUUCGAUGGCAACUCGGGAGGAAGCGAGCAAUGGUGCAGAAAAUGGCAGAGGCAUGAGCCGUCGCCGUCGCCGUCGCUAUUCGAAUGGUCGACGUGAAGUAGAAGUAUGUGGAUGUUUGCAUACAGUUGCUCGCGGUUUCUUCUCAGGGCAGAAUGGAAGCAGAGUGCCUACAUAUAAAUUCACUAGUUACCCUUCAGACCCAUCAAUAAUUUACAUCGAUCUGACUAAUUCCGAUGGAGAAGAUGAGAUUAAUGAUGACACAACGAGCAACUUCUACAAUGAAGGUGACGUCGUAGAUGAAAGUGACGAACCGAUGGGGAUAAAUCGUGAAUAAUCGUCUCCGAAUUUUUAUCUAUUCAAAAUAUAUUUUAUAUUAUUAUACUCUUAUUAGAUAUAUCUAUUAUUAUGAACCCGAUAACAGUCCUCCGAGAGUAAUUCCCACUCGUCCACUUCGCCGCGGCCUGACAGUUAAAAUAUUAUUAUGUGUAUGAUUACAGGUAUAAUAAUAUGUGUUUGUAUGUAUGUGCAGCGUGCACAGUGUAAGUUAAUAUACAAUUUCAGUUACAACGUUACUGGUACAUACUACAUCACUGCACAUAAUACAUAUUAUAUAUAAAUAUUAUAAUGAUAGGAUUUUACAAUAAUGUCAAGAGUUGAAUAUUUUAAAAAGAUCUAUGACGGUCCAGCCGUGUAUUGUAAACAUAACAUAAUAAUAUUAUACAUCAUAAUAACAUUUUAUACAAACAUCCGUUCCGCCAUACAACGAUCAGACCACCAUUUUAUUCUUUUACACAUACCUACAUAAUAUGUAGAACCAGAUAAUAUUAUCAUCACAACAAGUAAUAAAAUAAAAAUAAUAGUAUCAUUGUCCAUUGAGUAGGUUUAUAUUGUAAUAUUAGUAUAUUUUACAAUACAUACACAAAUACUCAAUGAUAUUAUGCUACUAACAUUUUUGCCAUGUGUACAAAAUAUUAUAUUAUAAUGUUGUUAAACAUGUUUUACUUGUACUUAUAUCAAGCUCAAAACUAAUAGGGUGUUUUUUCACAAUU